This is a messenger RNA of Ixodes scapularis (black-legged tick), 1661 nucleotides long. Its product is annotated as GDP-D-glucose phosphorylase 1. The transcript is spliced from 9 exons. NCBI's taxonomy places the organism in Eukaryota, Metazoa, Arthropoda, Arachnida, Ixodida, Ixodidae. The record is from RefSeq and is a predicted model, not a curated record. Gene Ontology annotation, molecular function: GDP-D-glucose phosphorylase activity. Gene Ontology annotation, cellular component: cytoplasm. Gene Ontology annotation, biological process: glucose metabolic process. Bases 495 to 1613 code for a protein of 372 amino acids.
GUUAUUAUCAUCAUCAUCAUCAUGACGAUUAUGAGAAUAAAACGAACCACGACCAAGAGAUGGUCGUGAAACGAACUCCCGGGAACUGUGAUUUGGGCCAGUCAGCAGGGAUUGAAGGAAAAGAGAAGUGCCAGAGGAUAGGAGGGGGAAACCGAGCCACCAUAGUUUCGAUUCAAGUUUCAACCAAAUGGUCGAAACUUGUCUUCGAUUCGAUCCAAUCCAAUCCAACCAAAAAAUCCAAUUUUUUUUUUUUUUUUCUGCGUUUACGAUUUGUUAUUUACCAUUACACGUUGACAUCACCGAUCAAGAACUCUUGUGGGUUGGUGCAGUGCCCUACAUUAUACUGGCUACGUUAGCAUUCCACGAACUUUCAGCAUAAUACUGAUAAUACGCCGUAGCAUCGUGCAUCGUCUCCAAGGCUGUCGCGACAAAUAUUAAUCAGUGCUUUAGUCGCGACCAGGCACCGACGCUCAUACAUCGAGAUCCAGCUGACAAUGUUCGAGUACGACGACGACGACCUGGUUUACGAGAUAAAUGCCUCUCCGACGAGCCCGUCUCGGUUCGACCGAUUGCUGCGGUCGCGGUGGGACGACGCGAUGGAGAAGGGCCACUUCUGGUACAGGCUGGACAAGCUGGAAACCAGGAUCCUGCCCGGAAAAUACAGGUUCGUGGCUCAGCUGAACGUAAAGAGGGCUCAGGAGAGGAGGAAACCCCAGCAUGUGUCCUCUGUGGUCAUGCCUUUCAACCCUGACCUGUUCAACUUCACCAGGGUUAAAGACUCCGAGGUCCUAUUUGAAUUGAGGAAAACUGACAAGUGUUCCACAGCUACCAAGCCGGGACAUUGUGUGGUGAUCAAUGUGAGCCCACUGGAGUACUGCAACGCCCUGCUCGUUCCAAGCCUUGCGGACUGCCUGCCACAGGUAUGCUGCAGCCGCCUCUCGGUCAGCAUGCCACCAGUCAAACGGCUGACGGGCCUGUCGGCAUGUUCUCUGCAGGUUCUGUCACCCAACGGUCUGAUGCUUGCCAUCGAUGCCGUGUUGCUCAGCAGCAGUCCUGCUCUCAGGGUCGGCUUCAACAGUCUGGGAGGUUUUGCGUCGGUCAACCACCAGCACUAUCACCUCUACUAUCUGGAGCACAGGCUACACCUCGAAACAGCGCGAGUGACCCGCAUCUUUGGAGAGUACCAUGAGUUGCAAGACUACCCGGCCGAAGGUUUUGCAUUCCAGGUGUCCAGAGAGAACAAGGAAGCUGUGGUGAGACACAUCAUGGCACUGGUGGGCGUGCUUCUGGAGACUUCGACCGCACACAACCUGUUUGUCACCAGGGGCACUGCCUUUCGAGAGGGGAGUGUUGGGCUCUCAGUCGUCAGGGUCUACCUCUGGGCAAGGAAGUCGUGCUACGGAGCCAAGGAUGAGUCUGCAUUUAAUGUGGCCCUUUGCGAACUUGGAGGACACCUGCCAAUGAAAAAUGACGACGGUUUUCGCUCGGCCACCGAAGACUCUGUUGCAGCCGUGUUGAGGGACUUCUGUCACGAGACCUUUGUGAAAGUUCGGGCGAAGAUGGCAAGUUUGGAGAAGGACAGUGAAGAAGCAUCUAUGGAUCGCACCAGCUGAGCUGUACAUCCGCAUUAAAUAUUUUAUUUCAACUCGGAAGCAAAAAGU